GAAUGUCACUGCUGCUUAGCACCUAUCUGCUCUCUGGCCUGCCUCAGUGGUCUACAGCAGUUACACACAGGCAGUGGUAUCUGUGAGCAGCUCUGUGGACUCAAAGGUUUUCUCCCUGAGAGGCAUGACCCAGGCCAGCUGAUUCAUCAGAAUCAGGAUGGACGUGGUAGAGGUCGCGGGUAGUUGGUGGGCACAAGAGCGAGAGGACAUCAUUAUGAAAUACGAAAAGGGACACCGAGCUGGGCUGCCAGAGGACAAGGGGCCUAAGCCUUUUCGAAGCUACAACAACAACGUCGAUCAUUUGGGGAUUGUACAGUCCUGCCCCUCCUGGGAGUCAGCCCCACAGGAAGGCCCUUGUCCUCCCUUCCCUGUGCCUUCUCCUGGGCUGAGCCCUGAGCUGGAAAGGGACAGAGCCAGUCCUUUCUGGGGGUCGGCACCCAGGCUGGGGCCGCUCCAGGCCCCGUGCAGUUCCUCAGCUCUGCCUGGGUUGCCUUACAGUGAGACGGAGCUGCCUCCUCUGACUGCGCGGGAGGCGAAGCAAAUUCGGCGGGAGAUCAGCCGAAAGAGCAAGUGGGUGGAUAUGCUGGGAGACUGGGAGAAAUACAAAAGCAGCAGAAAGCUCAUAGAUCGAGCGUACAAGGGAAUGCCCAUGAACAUCCGGGGCCCGAUGUGGUCAGUCCUCCUGAACAUUGAGGAAAUGAAGUUGAAAAACCCCGGAAGAUACCAGAUCAUGAAGGAGAAGGGCAAGAGGUCAUCUGAGCACAUCCAGCGCAUCGACCGGGACAUAAGCGGGACAUUAAGGAAGCAUAUGUUCUUCAGGGAUCGAUACGGAACCAAGCAGCGGGAACUACUCCACAUCCUCCUGGCAUAUGAGGAGUAUAACCCGGAGGUGGGCUACUGCAGGGACCUGAGCCACAUCGCCGCCUUGUUCCUCCUCUAUCUUCCUGAGGAGGAUGCAUUCUGGGCACUGGUGCAGCUGCUGGCCAGUGAGAGGCACUCCCUGCAGGGAUUUCACAGCCCAAAUGGCGGGACCGUCCAGGGGCUCCAAGACCAACAGGAGCAUGUGGUAGCCACGUCACAAUCCAAGACCAUGGGGCAUCAGGACAAGAAAGAUCUAUGUGGGCAGUGUUCCCCGUUAGGCUGCCUCAUCCGGAUAUUGAUUGACGGGAUCUCUCUCGGGCUCACCCUGCGCCUGUGGGACGUGUAUCUGGUAGAAGGCGAACAGGCGUUGAUGCCGAUAACAAGAAUCGCCUUUAAGGUUCAGCAGAAGCGCCUCACGAAGACGUCCAGGUGUGGCCCGUGGGCACGUUUUUGCAACCGGUUCGUUGAUACCUGGGCCAGGGAUGAGGACACUGUGCUCAAGCAUCUUAGGGCCUCUAUGAAGAAACUAACAAGAAAGCAGGGGGACCUGCCACCCCCAGCCAAACCCGAGCAAGGGUCGUCGGCAUCCAGGCCUGUGCCGGCUUCACGUGGCGGGAAGACCCUCUGCAAGGGGGACAGGCAGGCCCCUCCAGGCCCACCAGCCUGGUUCCCGCGGCCCAUUUGGUCAGCUUCCCCGCCACGGGCACCUCGUUCUUCCACACCCUGUCCUGGUGGGGCUGUCCGGGAAGACACCUACCCUGUGGGCACUCAGGGUGUGCCCAGCCCGGCCCUGGCUCAGGGAGGACCUCAGGGUUCCUGGAGAUUCCUGCAGUGGAACUCCAUGCCCCGCCUCCCAACGGACCUGGACGUAGAGGGCCCUUGGUUCCGCCAUUAUGAUUUCAGACAGAGCUGCUGGGUCCGUGCCAUAUCCCAGGAGGACCAGCUGGCCCCCUGCUGGCAGGCUGAACACCCUGCGGAGCGGGUGAGAUCGGCUUUCGCUGCACCCAGCACUGAUUCCGACCAGGGCACCCCCUUCAGAGCUAGGGACGAACAGCAGUGUGCUCCCACCUCAGGGCCUUGCCUCUGCGGCCUCCACUUGGAAAGUUCUCAGUUCCCUCCAGGCUUCUAGAAGCAUCUGGGCCAGGGCUCAUGGCUGGAUAAUUUCCCUAGGCUUAACAACCCAAGCAAGCUUCGCAUCCUCGUUUUAUUUUUGGUUAAACUUAUGAAAAUGUAUUAAGAAAGAGUGCAGCUCGAGAGAGAUUCAGAGAUGGAACACACCAGACCCCAGAUCACAAAGCCAACCAUGCCCAGCCCCUCCCAGCACCCCCAGCCCCACGACCAUCGUUCUGAAUUCUGACGACACCGUGAGCCUGCCUUUGUACUUCAAACUCAUGGAAGGAUAACCACCUUCAUGUUUUGAAAUAAAUGUUUCCUGUUGAAAUGA
This is a messenger RNA of Homo sapiens (human), 2305 nucleotides long. It is a transcript of the gene TBC1D3G, whose product is annotated as TBC1 domain family member 3G. The record is from RefSeq and is a predicted model, not a curated record. Lineage: Eukaryota; Metazoa; Chordata; Mammalia; Primates; Hominidae. Gene Ontology annotation, cellular component: endosome; plasma membrane; membrane. The coding region runs from base 158 to 1990 and encodes 610 amino acids. The transcript is spliced from 14 exons.